Molecule: messenger RNA, 1513 nt
Organism: Stomoxys calcitrans (stable fly)
Lineage: Eukaryota; Metazoa; Arthropoda; Insecta; Diptera; Muscidae
Exons: 2
Coding region: 100-1509 (469 amino acids)
Source: RefSeq, a predicted model, not a curated record
CUUCGAUGGUGUUGAUAUCGUCUGCCGCAAAAAAAAGUGAGUGUUUAGACAAAUCCAUUAAGGCGUUCACCCCGGAGAAGGCACUUGGGCUGAUACUUGAUGCUUCGUUGUCAAAGCAUCAAUAUGAGGUUUUGCGCAGUUCAGCUAGAGAAAUUGGAUUCGACAUUUACCCAUCCUACCAUCAGGUACUGGAAGCAAAAAAAAAAAUGCUAUCCUGCAAAUGUUCAGGUGCAAGAAAGUUGUAGCAAAGUUUCUCUACAACAGUUAUUAGAUCAUACAGUAACCAGGAUUUUGAUGACAAAAACCGAGAAUGAGGUGACAGAACUCCCCAACGAACUGCAAAUGUUCUCAAAAUGGGGCUGUGACGGAAGUUCGGGACACAGUGAAUACCAUCAAAAAUUCACAGAUCCAAAUGACUCCGAUAAAUAUAUGUUCUUAACGUCACUUGUUCCAUUGACCCUCACAGAGCGUAAUAAUAUGUCAACAAUGUGCUGGAGAAAUACAGAGCCAUCAUCAACUAGAUUUUGCCGACCGUUAAAAUUUGAAUUUAUACAAGAAACAGCUGAAGUUAUAAAUUCAGAGGUCAGUCGUGUUAAUGACGAAAUAAAAAAUUUAAGAAAUACUGUCGUUGAAUUGCAUAGCAGAAACUUCAAUAUUUCUCACACACUGAAAUUAACAAUGAUUGAUGGGAAAGUAGCUACUACGAUUUCUGGAAGUUCAUCUAUGGCGGUUUGCUUCAUAUGUGGAGCAAAGCCCACAGAAAUGAAUAAUUUAGAUGCGGUGAUUUUGAGGAAAUGUUCGGAAGAAGCAGUUGCGUUUGGUAUUUCUCCCUUGCAUGCGAGAAUCAAAUUUAUGGAGUGCAUUCUGCACAUUUCUUACCGUCUAAGUUUCAAAAAAUGGAGAACAGAUAGUUACACAAAAAUUGAAAUGUCGGCAAAUAAAGCUGAAAUUGGGAAGAGAUUAAAGUUGACACUGGGCAUAAAUGUGGACGCGGUGAAGCAAGGUAUGGGCACAACAAACGAUGGCAAUACGGCAAGAAGGUUUUUCGAAAAUCCAGCCAAAACUGCAGACGUAAUUGGAAUAAAAGAAGAGUUAAUACAUAGAUUUAAAAUUAUUUUGGCCGCAAUAAAUUGUAAUGCAGCAGUCGACACUAGCAAAUUUCAUAUAUAUUGCAUGGAUACUGCCAAGUUGUUUGUUGAUCUCUAUGGCUGGUACUACAUGCCUGUAACUGUGCAUAAGAUUCUGGUGCAUGGUAGCAAAAUUAUAGCAGAAGCUAUUCUGCCAAUAGGUAUGCUGUCCGAAGAAGCUCAGGAAGCGAGGAAUAAAGAUUAUAGAGCCUAUAGAUUACAUCAUUCGCGAAGAAUUGGACGUGUAGCCACUAAUGAAGAUGUAAUGCAUAACCUUUUAUUGUCUUCAGACCCAUUUAUAAAUAGAUUUCGCUCAAAGCUGCAAAUCAAAAAAUUGGAGUACGAUAAUGAUGUUAAAAAAUUAUUAAAAGACUAUGCUUAAUUUA